CGGGCACGCCCCACCCACCACCACAGACCAAGUCCACCCCCGGCAAAGCAAAACCAACGCGAAGGACUCGCUCCGCGUGUUUUUGCAGUGUAUUCACAUAGUUAACUAACAUAAAACAAACAACAAACAAACAAUAACAAAAUGAGCAAGCUGGUGACUUCCGCUGACAUUGAGGAUGGCAAAGUCGAGUUCGACAAGGCCACCGGUGCUAGCACCCAGUACAAGCUGAUCGAGGGUGGCUACGAGGUGAUCACCACCACCCCUCAGCCCAAUGGCACCGUCAAGACCCAGGUGAGGACCUUCUGGGAUCCCAAGCCCGUCAGCGCCGAGGAUCUGGCCAAGGAGCAGGCCAACAAGAAGGAGAUCAAGAAGCGUCUGGGUAAGGAGAUUCGCAUCGAUGAGCACACCACUAUGUUGACCCGUGCCAUCGAGGGUGGCUACGAGGAGGUGUACACCACCAUCAAUGACGAUGGCACACGCAGCACUCGCACUAAGACCUUCUUCGACUCGGUGCCCACCGAGAUCAAUGAGAACACCAACACUCAGGUGAACAAGCUGAAGAAGAAUGUGACCCGCAAGUCAUCGGUGGACUCCACGGACUCCACUGAGUCGACAUCGCGACGUGUGGUGCAAAAGGUGCAGAAGAACAUUGUGUCGAACACAAAUGAUCAACAGUCAAACUAUCGCGAAGACACCACCAUCGAGGAGACUCGUCGCGUCAGCCAGAACAUUGAGAUCACCGAGAACAAUCGCACCGUGCGCAAGAACUCGCUGCAGGAGCAGAGCAUCAAGGCUGUCACUCAGAGCACCAGUGAUGCUGGCAAGAAGAAGAAAAAGACCAAGUCAUCGGCACCUCCACCACCCGCUGACUUUGUGCAGAACGACACUACGACCGUAGCCUCAAAGCGUGUGCCCGGCGGUGUUGAGUACACCUACUCAACGGAACUGGAGUCGGGCAAGACCAUCACCACCUCGAAGACCGUCUACGAGGAGGAGGAGGUUGAGCUCACCGAGGAGGAGAUCAAGCAGUACAAGAAGACCCUCAAGGAUGCUGAGAAGCACAAGAAUGUGACCAGCACCAAGAAACUCAAGUCCGAGUCGGGCACCAAGAAGGUUGUCCCCUCCGAGAAUCCCGGUGAUGUGACCACAGUCGAGACCAUCAAGAUUGAGGGUGGCACCGAGUAUCACUACACCACUGUGACCGCCGAGGGCAUCGUGAAGAAGGCCACAAAGACCGUCUUCGAUCCUGUGCCCAGCACCAAGAACAAUCCCGAUGAUACCGAUGAGGAGGAGAUCAUUGAGGAGUACGAGGAGGAGAUCAUUGAGCCCGGAGAGAAGACGGUCAAGACCAUUGAGACAGUGAAGCAGCUGCCCACCAAGUUCGAAGAGGAAGUGACCAUUACCCAUGAGAAGAAGGAGAAGAAGAUCAAGAAGUCCAUGGUGAUCAGCCAGUAGAGGAGUCAACACACAACACACUCACUCACACACACACCACAUGCACACUCGCAUAUACACUCUCACAACAAGCUAGCUUUUGCCGCGUAUCCUUUUGUUGGCAAUUAUGAAUAUCCCCUCAGCAGCUUUAUCCUUGAUUACGAGUAUUUUGGAAAUGAUUAGAGACAAGUCUUUCGGUUUUGUAAAAUGUUAACAUAACAAUUCAUUUGUAUUACAUUGGAAAUUAUACAACAAAAAUUAGAAAUUAUUGAUGAUUGUUUCACAAUUAACUUAAUUCAUAGUCUACAAAUUUGUUUAUCAAUAAAAAACGUUUUGAGUU
Messenger RNA from Drosophila albomicans, 1774 nucleotides. RefSeq lists its product as uncharacterized. The coding region runs from base 142 to 1455 and encodes 437 amino acids. The transcript has 3 exons. NCBI's taxonomy places the organism in Eukaryota, Metazoa, Arthropoda, Insecta, Diptera, Drosophilidae. The record is from RefSeq and is a predicted model, not a curated record.